Ogataea philodendri is the source of this 1833-nucleotide messenger RNA. RefSeq lists its product as uncharacterized. The transcript has a single exon. Bases 1 to 1833 code for a protein of 610 amino acids. Gene Ontology annotation, cellular component: cytosol. The record is from RefSeq and is a predicted model, not a curated record. Gene Ontology annotation, molecular function: glycerone kinase activity; ATP binding. NCBI's taxonomy places the organism in Eukaryota, Fungi, Ascomycota, Pichiomycetes, Pichiales, Pichiaceae. Gene Ontology annotation, biological process: glycerol catabolic process.
AUGUCUAGUAAACAUUGGAACUACAAACAAGACCUCGUGCACGCCCAUCUGAAGGGUCUGUGUCACGCCAACCCAGACUUGCUGUUCAUCGAGUCCGAGAGAGUCGUGAUCAAUCGCCACUCCAAACAGGACAAGGUGAUGGUGUUGUCUGGUGGAGGAUCUGGCCACGAGCCAUUGCACGCUGGGUUUGUUGGUGAGGGCUGCUUGGACGUUGGUGUUGCCGGAUUUGUGUUUGCCUCGCCUUCCACCAAACAGAUCUACUCUGGUCUCAAGGCCAAACCGUCCAAGAAAGGUACCGUGAUUGUGGUUAAAAACUAUACCGGUGACAUUUUACAUUUUGGCCUAGCUGCAGAGCGGGCUAAAGCCGAGGGCUAUCCAGUGGAGCUGCUGAUUGUGGGUGACGAUGUUUCUGUGGGUAAGACCAAGAACGGUAUGGUGGGCAGAAGAGGUCUGGCCGGUACCGCUCUUGUUCACAAAAUCACCGGAGCAAAGGCCGCCAAGGACUCCAAUAAGGCCAGCUUGGCCGAAGUGUACAAGGUCGGAGAAAACGUGGUGGCCAACCUGGUCACAAUCGGCGCCUCUUUGGACCACUGCACCAUCCCUGGUAACAGACACCACGAGGAGGAGGAGUCCGAGGACGAGGACGAGCAAAAACACUUGCUCAAGGAGGAUGAGAUCGAGGUCGGAAUGGGUAUCCACAACGAGUCCGGUAUCAAGAGAGUUUCUCCAAUCCCAACAAUUGACACUCUUGUUUCCGACCUGUUGAAGUACUUGCUUGACAAGAACGACAAGGAGAGAAACUACGUUGACUUUGACUCUUCCGACGAGGUUGUUCUGCUUAUCAACAACCUUGGAGGAACCUCGAACCUGGAGCUGUUUGCUAUCCAGGACACCGUUGUUGACCUACUUGCUUCCGACUACAAGAUCAAGCCGGUCAGAGUUUACACCGGCAGUUACACUACGUCUCUGGACGGUCCUGGUUUCUCCAUCACUUUGCUGAACGCAACCAAGGCAGGAGGCAAGGAGAUCCUGGACCUGUUGGACUACCCAACUGCCGUUCCGGGCUGGAACUCGGCCUACAAGUCUUCUGAGUGGGACGACAAGCCUUCUUCGUACAUCAUCGAGGCCCCAGCCACCAGCGACGACUCGGCUACCUCCAAGGUCAAGUUCCCUCAGGGCACCGUCAAGGCUGUUCUGGAGAGCGGUUGCAAAAAGCUGCUCACAAAGGAGCCAAAGAUUACACUUUACGACACCGUUGCCGGUGACGGAGAUUGCGGAGAGACUCUGGCCAACGGAGCGCACGCGAUUUUGGAUCUGCUGGCCUCCAGCAACCUGGAGGUUUCUGACGGUGUCAAGAGCUUGACCCAGAUCACCGACGUUGUCGAGACGGCCAUGGGAGGAACCUCUGGAGGUUUGUACUCCAUUUUCAUUUCUGCAUUGGCCAAGUCUCUGAAGGAAAAAGAGCUCAAGGACGGUGGCUACGAGGUCACCCCACCAAUUCUGGCUACUGCUUUGAAGGACGCCCUGGACUCCCUGUACAAGUACACCCGGGCCCGUGUUGGCGACAGAACCUUGAUCGACGCCCUGGCUCCGUUCGUUGAGACCUUCGCGUCGACCAAGGGCGACCUCAACAAGGCCAACAAGGCUGCCCACGAAGGUGCAGAGUCCACCAGAAAGCUCAAAGCCAAGUUCGGCCGUGCCUCGUACGUUAGCGAGGAGGAAUUCAAGCCGUUCGAGGCCGAGGGUGGUCUACCUGACCCGGGCGCAAUUGGCCUGGCUGCUCUUGUCGACGGCUUCGCCGAAGCCUACAGCAAGAUAGCCUCCAAUUUGUAG